Archocentrus centrarchus (flier cichlid) is the source of this 1983-nucleotide messenger RNA. RefSeq names its product zinc finger protein 16-like. The record is from RefSeq and is a predicted model, not a curated record. The transcript has 3 exons. Bases 149 to 1327 code for a protein of 392 amino acids. NCBI's taxonomy places the organism in Eukaryota, Metazoa, Chordata, Actinopteri, Cichliformes, Cichlidae.
GGGAAAGCGCAGUAGCCCCAAAUACCUGCGGCUUGUUUUGCAGUCUGCUGUGACUGUCCUUUCAUGCGAAGAAGCAUUUUCUUAAAACUGUGUGGACAGUGGAUGUGACAAGCUUUCUGUUUUACGGAUUAUUAGAGAGGCUGCAGCAAUGGGCCCAGACACCACAUCUGUCCCUAAAACAGAAUCCCCAGAGGAAAGUCCAGAAAUAGUGGUGGUGAAGGUAAUCUCAGAAUCAGAUUCCAGUGAUGCUUCAGUCGUCUCCGAGCCAGAAUACUCCAAACAGAGCAAGAGAGCAAAGAGCAACGUAUCAGACAAGUGUUACCCGUGCUCUGUCUGCGGCAAGGUAUUUGACAGACCGUCAAAGCUAGAGAGGCAUAAACCGGUACACACGAGGAAGCCCAAGACUCUUCAUCAGUGUCAGCAUUGUGAUAAGAGCUUCACGCAACAAGAAAAGCUCAUCCGACAUGAGAAUUGCCACAAUAGGACCAACCAGCAUCCCUGUCCUGACUGCGGGAAAGUGUUCAAUAGACCCUCAAGAUUAGAGAGGCAUAAACGCACACAUGCAAAAAAACCCAAGGUACCUCAUCAGUGUUCAUACUGCAUGAAGACAUUCAGUAAACUUAACAAACUCAUUCGUCACAAGCGAAUGCACACUGGGGAGAGGCCUUUCACCUGCUCCGUCUGUGGUAAGGGAUUCUCUGAGUCAGGCCAUUGCAAAGCACAUGAAAAGACACAUGAGGAACAGCCAGAAAAACCCCACUCUUGUGCGGACUGCAAGAUGUGUUUCUUCAAGGCCUCGGAGCUCCGUAGGCACUUGCGUUCCCACACUGGAGAGAAACCUUUCAAGUGCACCUUGUGCGAGAGCUGCUUCUCUCGCUCUGAGGGACUGAAGAGGCACAUGAGGAGCCACACGGGGGAAAGACCAUACAAAUGCAUUAUCUGUGGAAAGCGAUUUUAUUCUCGACAGGAUUUGAAUAUUCACGGACUGACCCACACGGGGGAGAAGCCACAUCUUUGCCCUGUGUGCGGUAAAGGCUUCUCACAGCUGGGUAACAUGAAAGAGCACGAACAAAAUGUUCAUAUUAAGGCAGAGAAAUAUAUUUGUAACGAAUGUGGAGCGACCUUCACACGGUACAAGUCACUAUCAAAGCAUCAGCGGACACAUACUGGAGAAAGACCCUAUCUGUGUCUUACUUGUGGUCGCAGGUUUUCGUGGAGCCAUUCUCUUAGCAGACACCAGAGGACACACACACAGAGACAGAUGUCUGGGGACACGCCCAAAGAAAUACUAAGUUUUGAGGCAUCUUCGGAGAAUCCCAGCAGCUGAACUUAGAAACACAUUUCCUCCUCAUUUAGCUUUGCUGAAGAAAGAGACAGACAGAGAGGGAGAAGCUCAUUUAGACUGUAUUGACAAGUUAUCUUUAAUUUAUGUGAUGAUUCACCUUUCUGCUUGCAUUGCUGAUUGUCCACAAAAUAUGUUCUCUAAAAUUUUAACUAGCGUAGGGUGCCAGAUCAAAGCUAGAAGGUACUUUUUUUAAAAAGUCUGUGUUGCCUGGAAUGUGGUGGGAGUUAAAAUUUGGAGUGUGCCUAGAAUAUGUACUAUUAAAACUGCUCAGUGUAGGGCUGCUUUGUUCACAGUUCACUUUUAUGAUGUGGUGUUGAGAGCAAUUGUACUUUCCCAACGUAAGUGCCCAAGAUGCAGUACUUGUAUUUACAGCCAAUUACAGUGAUGAUUUUUUUUAAUAGUUAAGCCUUUACAAAAUGGUUAUGCUAUGCCAACAAAGAGUAAAAAAUGUGAAAAAUAAAUAAAUAAAUAAAAAGUAAAAUUAAAACUGCAGUGAUGUUGCAGUGGCCAGAGGCCAAAGAAAAUUGUACUCUUUUGGUUUUUAUAUCAGUAUCAUUUUAUAUGAUCCAAUGAUUUUACGUUGUACAUGCAUGAGCGUUCACUGUCAAUAAAGAUGCAUUGUGAUGUGCUGUGACUGA